UGUUCCUUCAAUUACACAACACUUUUCUCUUCUCUUCUUCCUCACACACAAAAAAAAAACAGAUUCUCUCUACUCUCUCUCCGAAUCCCUAAAUCAAAAGCUAUGCAGCAAGACCCGAACUCCAGACCCGCACCGGCCACUGGAUACCCCUACCCGUAUCCUUACCCGAACCAACCCCCCGCAUCCACCAACGGCUACCCUCCAACCGCCUACCCAUACCAAAACCACAACCCUCACUACGCGCCACACCCCGAUCCACGCGCCCUCCUAAUCCGCCGCCUCUUCCUAGCCCUAAUGGUCUCAAUCCUCAUCUUCGGCCUCAUCCUCUUCACCUUCCUCCUCAUCGUCCGCCCCCAACUCCCAACCGUCUACCUCAACUCCCUCUCCGUCUCCAACUUCUCCGUCUCCGACAACCACCUCACCGGCGCCUGGGACCUCCGCCUCCGAUUCCUGAACCCUAACUCCAAGAUGUCUCUCUACUACGACACCGUCCUCUGCGCCGUGAAUCACGGCGACGAGUCUCUCUCCGAGACGCGGUUGCAGCCGUUCGAUCAGGGGACGAAGGUUGAGACUCCGGUCAACGCGACGCUGUCCGUGGUUGGGACUUACGUGGGAGGGCGAGUGGUUGAUUCGAUUGGGAAGGAGAGGGCGGAGAAAGGGAGAGUGGAGUUUGAUUUGAGGAUGGCUUCUUUGGUUACGUUCCGGUAUGGAGUGUACCGGAGGAGGAGGUACGUUACGGUUUAUUGUGAUGACGUGGCGGUUGGUGUUUCGGGGAAUAGUAGUUCGGGGAAGAUGGUUGGGGCGGAGAUGAGAUGCAAAUGUUAUUGAAUCAAGAAUUUGAUUACAUUUAGGGAUUUUACAAUUUAGGGGUUUAUUUUAACCGAUUCCGGAGAUUAUUGAAUGUAAAGAUCGACGAUGGUAUUUUCCAAUGUGGAUGAAUGAAUAUUCAUGUUGAGAACGAAACAAAAGAAUUGUUUUUAGAUAAUGUCUUAUUUUGUUGAUGAUGAUUGACGAUAGUCUAACUUGAACUGUGUUUGGAAUGAUUUUGGUGCUUUUGAGUUCUUAUCUUGGUGAUUCAUUCUUGGGUUUUUAACUUUUCUCCUUGUGGUGAAGUCGAAAAUGAAGAAUCCUGGAGGCUGUAGCAUGAUUGAGUCAAUUUGUUACAAUGUAUCAAGAUUGGAUCGUUAGGUUAAGUAAAAAGCCAGUGUAGAUACUAGAUAUGCUUAGUGUUGUUGGAGAAGGCUGAGAAUUUGUGGGUAAUAAUUACUUAUUUCUUAGUAUUUUGUUUAAGGCCAUGCUCUGGUUUCUUCUACCUUCAAGUUUUGUUUUGUUGACUGUAGAUGUGGUCAUGAUACAUUGUUGCGUGUUUUUUAAUAUAUUUACUCCCUGGAUAUGCUGCUGAAUGAUGUUUUAUUUCGUAUACAUCGCUUUCGAACAGUGUGAUAUUGUUGUUUUGGAUUGGUCAGUAAGAGAUGAUUAAGGGAUAAUGUUUUCUGAAUGGUUC
Messenger RNA from Eruca vesicaria subsp. sativa (arugula), 1504 nucleotides. NCBI's taxonomy places the organism in Eukaryota, Viridiplantae, Streptophyta, Magnoliopsida, Brassicales, Brassicaceae. The record is from the annotation of a GenBank genome assembly.